AUGUCUUCUAGUUCGGAGACUGGGGAUUUACAGGAAUCUCUAAAGCACGGGCUCACACCUAUUGGUGCUGGGCUUCCGGACCGACACGGACCCCCUACCCCGGCCCGCGGCCGCCUUGUCAUGCUGCCCAAAGUGGAGACGGAAGCCCUGGGACUGGCUCGGUCGCAUGGGGAACAGGGGCAGAUGCCGGAAAACAUGCAAGUGUCUCAGUUUAAAAUGGUGAAUUACUCCUAUGAUGAAGAUCUGGAAGAGCUCUGCCCGGUGUGUGGAGACAAAGUGUCUGGGUACCAUUAUGGGCUCCUCACCUGUGAAAGCUGCAAGGGCUUUUUUAAGCGAACCGUCCAAAAUAAUAAAAGGUACACGUGUAUAGAAAACCAGAACUGCCAAAUUGACAAAACACAGAGAAAACGUUGUCCUUACUGUCGAUUUCAAAAAUGUCUAAGUGUUGGAAUGAAGCUAGAAGCGGUCAGGGCCGACCGAAUGCGCGGCGGCAGGAAUAAGUUUGGGCCCAUGUACAAGAGGGACAGAGCCCUGAAGCAGCAGAAAAAGGCCCUCAUCCGAGCCAACGGACUCAAGCUGGAAGCCAUGUCCCAGGUGAUCCAAGCUAUGCCCUCGGAGCUGGGCAUCUCGUCUGCGAUCCAGAACAUCCACUCGGCCUCCAAAGGCCUGCCUCUGAGCCACGCUGCCUUGCCUCCCACAGACUUCGACAGAAGCCCCUUCGUCACGUCGCCCAUCAGCAUGACCAUGCCGCCGCACGGCAGCCUGCAGGGCUACCCGCCGUACGGCCACUUCCCCAGCCGGGCCAUCAAGUCCGAGUACCCCGACCCCUACGGCAGCUCGCCCGAGUCCGUGCUGGGCUACUCCUACGUGGACGGCUACCAGACCAGCUCCCCGGCCAGCGUCCCGCACCUCAUCCUGGAGCUGCUCAAGUGCGAGCCCGAGGAGCCCCAGGUCCAGGCCAAGAUCGCGGCCUACCUGCAGCAGGAGCAGGCGGGCCGCGGCAGGCACGAGCGGCUCAGCACGUUCGGGCUCAUGUGCAAGAUGGCCGACCAGACGCUCUUCACCAUCGUGGAGUGGGCCCGCAGCAGCGUCUUCUUCCGGGAGCUCAAGGUGGAUGACCAGAUGAAGCUUCUUCAGAACUGCUGGAGUGAGCUCUUAAUUCUCGACCACAUUUACCGACAAGUGGUCCACGGAAAGGAAGGGUCCAUCUUCCUGGUUACCGGGCAACAAGUGGACUAUUCUGUCAUCGCCUCGCAAGCGGGGGCCACACUCAACAACCUCAUGAGUCACGCACAGGAGCUGGUGGCCAAGCUUCGUUCUCUGCAGUUUGAUCAACGAGAGUUUGUGUGUCUGAAAUUCUUGGUGCUGUUUAGUUUAGAUGUCAAAAACCUUGAGAACUUCCAGCUGGUGGAAGGGGUCCAGGAGCAAGUCAACGCUGCCCUGCUGGACUACACCAUGUGCAACUACCCGCAGCAGACAGAGAAGUUCGGGCAGCUGCUCCUCCGGCUGCCCGAGAUCCGGGCCAUCAGCCUGCAGGCGGAGGAGUACCUCUACUACAAGCACCUGAAUGGGGACGUCCCUUACAACAACCUCCUGAUUGAGAUGCUGCACGCCAAAAGAGCUUAGCCGCAGCCCCAGGGCGCCAGCGUCCAGAACAGAGAGAGAUGGGGGGGGCGGGGGGGCCAGGAGGAAAGGG
Messenger RNA from Camelus dromedarius (Arabian camel), 1696 nucleotides. RefSeq names its product nuclear receptor subfamily 5 group A member 2 (gene NR5A2). The record is from RefSeq and is a predicted model, not a curated record. The transcript is spliced from 8 exons. Lineage: Eukaryota; Metazoa; Chordata; Mammalia; Artiodactyla; Camelidae. Gene Ontology annotation, cellular component: RNA polymerase II transcription regulator complex. Gene Ontology annotation, biological process: tissue development; regulation of transcription by RNA polymerase II; hormone-mediated signaling pathway. The coding region runs from base 1 to 1626 and encodes 541 amino acids. Gene Ontology annotation, molecular function: RNA polymerase II cis-regulatory region sequence-specific DNA binding; zinc ion binding; nuclear receptor activity.